Messenger RNA from Kogia breviceps (pygmy sperm whale), 490 nucleotides. RefSeq names its product PET117 cytochrome c oxidase chaperone (gene PET117). The record is from RefSeq and is a predicted model, not a curated record. Gene Ontology annotation, cellular component: mitochondrion. Gene Ontology annotation, biological process: mitochondrial respiratory chain complex IV assembly. NCBI's taxonomy places the organism in Eukaryota, Metazoa, Chordata, Mammalia, Artiodactyla, Physeteridae.
GCAGCUGGGACUCUACACUCGAGGGGUCGAGCCUGGCCCGCCCCGGCAACGGCGCGCGCUCGGCGGCGGCCCGGGGCCUGGGGUACUGGGAGCGGAGGCCGCGGCGGCCGGCGCGGGGAUGUCGGGGAGCUCGAAGGUGGUGCUGGGCCUCUCGUUGGUGGUGACGGCGGCCACCGUGGCGGGCGUGCAUAUGAAGCAGAGACAGGACCAGCAGAGGCUUCGUGACGGAGUGAUCAGAGACAUUGAGAGGCAAAAUCGGAAAAAAGAGAAUAUUCGUCUUUUGGGAGAACAGAUUCUUCUGACUGAGCAACUUGAAGCAGAAAGAGAGAAGAUGGUGUUGGCAAAAGGAUCUCAAAAAACGUGACUUGAAAUGCGUGUGAAAUAUUGAUGGAACAGACAGCGUUAAGUGUGUGUCAGCUGAGGGAACAGCUCAGUUACCUUAAGGGCGAUAAUUUUUUUAGGUUUACUUGUUCCGAUUGCUCUGGAGAUG